Molecule: messenger RNA, 1436 nt
Organism: Scomber japonicus (chub mackerel)
Lineage: Eukaryota; Metazoa; Chordata; Actinopteri; Scombriformes; Scombridae
Gene: aplf
Product: aprataxin and PNKP like factor
Exons: 10
Coding region: 15-1436 (473 amino acids)
Biological process (GO): double-strand break repair
Cellular component (GO): nucleus; site of double-strand break
Molecular function (GO): protein binding; 3'-5' exonuclease activity; DNA-(apurinic or apyrimidinic site) endonuclease activity
Source: RefSeq, a predicted model, not a curated record
CCGGAGUGACGCUCAUGUCCCGGUUCAGCCUCCUGCCGGUGGACGGCGGGGAUCCGAUCCCUCUGCAGCCGGGAGAGACGGUGGUGGGCCGGGGUCCUUUACUCAGAGUCAGUGAUAAGAGGGUUUCCAGACAGCAUGGGCUUCUGGAGAACCUGAACGGACAGCUGCGUCUCAAACCGACCCACCUGAACCCGUGUUUCGUCCAGUCGUCCCUCACCGACGACCCUCGGCCUCUGAAGAAAGACACCUGGCAUCGUCUUCAUCAUGGAGAAUUCUUCUCUCUGCUGCCGGGCCAGCACAUCUACGAGGUGGCGUCUGAGUCGGGCGGAGAGGAAAGCACUCCAAGAAACAGUCAAAUGCUUGAAGAAGAGGAAGAUCUUCCUGUGUCACCUGAGCCAGAUGUUGAGCCAACUCAAGCUCCAGCCAAUGAGGAAGCUACACUGGCAGCUCCGUCCAAUAAAGAAGAGGAAGAAGAAGAAGCAGAAGAAGAAGCCAACAGACCAGACAGAAGUUUAAAUAAGGGAGUCACGGCUCGACCACAGGAAGUGAAGAAUGACCAGCGAGACGACGUCGCUCCACCUACGCCGAAGAAGAGAGUUUUACCUGCGUGGAUGAUGGCGGCUGUCUCAGCUCCACAGGCCGCCGCCUCCUCCUCCGCCUCCACCCCUAAAGCUGUAAAGAGGAGUAAAGGAUCCACAGCGACGCCGACCAGCACGAAACGAGCGGCGGUCAAACAGGCUACGACCGCCACACCUGGGAGGGCGGAGCUUAGCGAGGAGGAGGAAGAGGAGGAAGAGGAGAUGCCGAAGAAGAAGAGGAGGAAGAUGAGCGAUAAAGAAAAAGCUCAGCCCAAAACACAGCCCACAGCAGUCAGCAUGGAGGUGGAGGAGGAGGCUCAGCGAGGCUCCACCAGCAGCGAGUCCGACAACAACAACAAGACGAAAAACGGACAGAGGACGACCAAAAAAACAGAGUCUGGCGGCUCAAACGGCGGCUCGGCGCCCAAACCCAAACUCAGAACACCGUGUCCGUACGGGAAGGACUGCUACAGGAAGAACCCGGCCCAUUUUCAGGAGUGCUGUCACCCUGGUGACACCGACUACGAGGACGAGGAGGAGGAGGAGGAGGAGGAUGAAGACCGACCUGAAUGCCCCUACGGCACCGACUGCUACAGGAAAAAUCCUCUUCACAGGAAAGAAUACAAACACACCAAGAGACCAGCUCGCACCACUCGCACCGCUCCCACAAAGGCAACCGCCGAUGAUGAUGAUGAUGAAGAUGACUUUGGGGACGACGACAGCUUCAUUAAUGACGACAGCGAUGACGCGGGCGAUGACUCCGACUACGCUCCCCCUGCCGACUCUGGAGACAGCGGCAAGGAGGACGUCAAGAGACUGCAGAGUGAAGCCAAGGCCUUUCUGAAGAAGAGGAAGUAG